GGGAUUGUGAUUUCCAGCAGAGUCACAAUGAGGCGAAGCUCAAGCACUGCUGGAAGCAGCAGUCGACAGUCCAGGAUGGCACGGAGAGUGCCAGAUACCAGCAAGACAGGUCUUCAGGCACCUCAGAUGAGGGACAGAAGCACCUUUGGGAGGCUGAGCACGAGCAAACCUACACCUGGAGCUUCAGAAAGCAGAGUCAGCUGUGCUGGGAGCAGAGUGAGUGGGCUUGGAGGCUCGUGCAGCAGCCAGUGUGGGGUGUUUGGGACAGAAAAGAUCAAGGAUCCCAGGCCCCUUCAUGACAAGGCAUUCAUCCAGCAGUGCAUCAAGAAGCUUUAUGAGUUCCUCAUUGAGAAUGAUUAUCCCCACAAGGCUUCCAUGCAAUCACUACAGUCUCCAUCAGUUAAGGACUUUUUAAAGAUUUUCAUCUUUAUCUAUAAAUUCUUCUGCCCUUCUUAUGAAUUGCCUGGCUCAAAAUUUGAAGAGGAAAUUCCCAAAGUUUUUAAAGACCUUGGGUACCCCUUUCCUCUGUCAAAAAGCUCCAUGUACACUGUGGGUGCACCCCACACCUGGCCUCAGAUUGUGGCAGCUUUGGAUUGGUUAAUUGAAUGUGUCAAGCUGUACAAUGCACUGAGGGAAGAUGCUCCAGCAUUCGAUGCCAGACCAGGCUGGGGAGGAGAGACUGAUGGUGGAAUUGUACAUCAUGAGCUUUUCUUGGACUACUGUUUGAAGUGCUAUGAUCUUUUCAUGAAAGGGAGAGAUACCUUUGAGGAGGUGGAUGCUGAAGUGCAGUCAAAAUUAAAGGAUUUAUUUAAUGUAGAUGAAGUCCAGCUGGAAAGUUUAGCAGCUGAAAACAAAAGACUUCAAGAAGAGAUUGCAAAAGUAGAAAAAGAAAAGGAAAGUGAGCCGGAUCGUAGAGUAACGCUACAAAACCUGAAAUCGUCUCUUGAAGCAGAUGUCCAGAAAUACCAGGCUUAUUUAGCCAGUAUGGAAUCUCAUCUAGCCCUCCUUGAUCAAAAGCUGGGAAGUCUUAAUGAUGAAGUGGAGACAGCAGAAACAGAAGUAGAAGCAACGAAGCAGGAGAAUGCCCGGCUCAGGCACAUCUUGGAUAACCAAAAGCACUCAGCUGUGGACAUUGAGAGAAUAAAACAUGAGAGAACAGAACUGCAGGAGACCAUUAACAAGCUGACCAAGGAACUGAAAGCAGAAGAACAUCAGCUGUGGAAUGAAGAGCUAAAGUAUGCUAGGCAUAAAGAGGCGAUUGAAACACAACUGGCAGAGUACCAUAAACUGGCUCGAAAGCUGAAAUUAAUUCCAUUAAGUGCUGAGAAUUCCAAGGGCCAUGACUUUGAGAUUAAGUUUAAUCCUGAGGCAGGACCAAAUUGCCUAGUGAAAUAUAGAACUCAGAUCAAGGUUCCCCUCAUGGAGAUCAUCAAUGAGACUGAGGAAGAAAUUCUUAAAGCUACUCAACGGAAAAUGUCUUUGGAAGAUACUUUGGAACAGGUGAUUGUGAUGCUAAAGGACAAGAAAUGCAGUGUGAAAAUGCUGACAGAAGAAGCUGAAGAGCUGGAUGAUCUUUACCAACAGAAGCUUAAGGAGAUAGAGGAGGAAGAGCAAAGAUGUGCAAAUGAACGGGAAUUAUUGAAGAAACACAAACAGUUACUUGAGAGUGGUGUCUAUGAAGGUCUCAGUGAAGCCACAAAUGAAUUGCAUGAAAUCCAACGACAAUAUCAAGUUGUUUUGCAAACAACAACAGAAGGGAAGAGAAAAAUAACUGCUGACUUGAGUCAUCUUAUGGAAACAGUUGCUACUCAUACAGCAUCUGUAAAGAAAUACCUUGGUGAACAGAAUGUGAAAAUACAGAGAGAAUAUGAAGAAUUCAUGUCUGAAGAUCUGUUGUCAGACUUGGCUACCAUCCUAGACUGUUAUACAAAGAAGGCUGAAAGUCUCUAAUCACUAGAAGGGGGAAGAUAAAAAUGUUGCACUUCUGAAGCUCUGGUAUAGACUUUUCCAAAAGGAUUUAGUUUAGUGCUGAAACUGGCUUCAAGUGGAAGGAAGUGUAGUUAUCAUUGUUUUGUUUUGUUGACACAAAUACAUUAAAGAAUUAAAAAAUAUAUUUGCACUUUCUUAAAAAAUGCUUUGCUCAGACUUUGUACUUUCCAUAGCACAUGUAUGCAUUUAGGGCACAUGCAUGACAGGGUUCACAUCCUUCCCCAAGCCUUAUUUUCCUAGCAAGACAAAAUGUAAAUGUCUGUUUCUUGCUUGUUCAGUUACCUGUGAAACUGCACAGAGACACCUCUUACAUGAGUAAAAAAUUAAAGCCUCUUUUGAAAA
Molecule: messenger RNA, 2331 nt
Organism: Catharus ustulatus (Swainson's thrush)
Lineage: Eukaryota; Metazoa; Chordata; Aves; Passeriformes; Turdidae
Product: kinetochore protein NDC80 homolog
Exons: 16
Coding region: 28-1950 (640 amino acids)
Biological process (GO): attachment of mitotic spindle microtubules to kinetochore
Cellular component (GO): Ndc80 complex
Source: RefSeq, a predicted model, not a curated record